Tachysurus vachellii is the source of this 8202-nucleotide messenger RNA. It is a transcript of the gene c7h4orf54, whose product is annotated as chromosome 7 C4orf54 homolog. The record is from RefSeq and is a predicted model, not a curated record. The coding region runs from base 169 to 4551 and encodes 1460 amino acids. Lineage: Eukaryota; Metazoa; Chordata; Actinopteri; Siluriformes; Bagridae. The transcript is spliced from 2 exons.
AGCGCCACGCUGACAACUGUGGGGAAGAAAAAUCUAUGCAUAGUGACAACUCCGCUAGGACUGUGCACCAGGGGCGAGCAGUAGGGUUUCCUGGGGAAUAGUGUCUCUUAAUAUUUACCCACAUAAACCAAAAAUCUUUUAAUCAAGAAAGUCCUUUAGCACAAAGUAAUGGCAGCAUUAGGGAAGGCACUAAUUUACGACGGGGACACACACUGCGCGCUGUCCAGCAAAGUUUUACACGUCGUGGCGGCUCCAAAGGACUCGAAUUAUGUAGAUCUAAACGAAUUGCUAGACCUGAAACUGAGCGAGACGAAAGCAGUGCAAGUAAGUUUUACCGGCCAGAAGGACACACUCCAGUGCGUCCGGCUUCCUUCGGCGGAACAUCUGCCCAGACUCACGCGUAAAUGUGUUAAUCUAGAAUGCUGGGAGAAUGGCAAAACAAAAGGAGCAACAGAAACAAAAACAGCUGGCUCUUCUGAAGGACCACAGCUUAGUCAUGAAAGCCUCAUGGACUGUCCCGAGUUGCUCGAAAUGCGCGAAUCGGAAAGAACACUGGAAAUUUUGGAAAAAGAGACCAAAGAACUCGACGAUGGUGAUUUACGGCGCAUGGAGUAUUUCAGCGAGAAAAGCGAGUCGGACGACGAAGUGAGUACGGUGAUCGCGGAUUACUGCGUGCACGAAAUGGCCGGUGAUGAAGCUCACUACAUCACUACGCACGAAAUUCAGCUUUCCGAACUUGACCACGACGUGGACGGUGACUUGGAAACAGUGUCCACUUGGGAUAUCGAUGACGACCACCAGGUCUAUUCGUUCGUGGAUUACGCAUCUGCCGACAACAAUGAACCGAAAGAAGUACAAGUGGAAAACAUCGAGGACGAGGCUCAUACGAUCACUGCAGUGGCAUGCAGUCAAGCAGAAAGUGAUCCGGGCGACAGGAGCGCCACCUCAGAAGAGAAAGCGCCCGAGUGCCAAAGCAAACGCACCGGCCACAUUCACCUGUCAAUCAAAGCCACUUCCAGAGCUAUAAACAAGCCUAGCAACGUCCAAGAAAAGGAUGGAGGCCAUCAUCAUUAUGCCAUUUACACUGAAGACAUGAGCCGUUGUGUUUUAAAGGACACAAAGGGGGUAAACGUAUGCGAUGGCGCAAAAUGUUUGAUUGCUCUGCCCGGGCGUUUGCACUUUGGCAACAAAUUCAAAGGCAAAGAUGUCACAGGGUAUUCCAGCGGCACAUCCAGCGCUGUAAGCGAGUUGGAUGAUGCCGACAAGGAAGUGCGCAACCUCACGGCCAGAGCUUUCAAAAGUCUGGCCUAUCCGUAUCUUGAUGCCAUCAAUUUCAGCACUUCCAGCGAGUCCUCGGCUUCAGAGCGCAGCAAAGGGCUGAACAGGUGGUCAGCACUUGUUGAUCUAAAGUAUGGCAAAGUGAACGUGUCCAAAGGAGGCGGUCACAAUGCAGUGGCCCAUCAAAAUGUCUCGUCUAAUUUUUCGUUGGCAAAAAGGAGGGAGAGUAAUGGGAUAACGGGAUUAACUUUGACCAGUAGAAGAGCGCCCCCAGUUGAGGUAUUUGCUCUGAACGGCAAUCUAGUGAACCCCAAAAACGCAUCGUUAACCAGAGGAAAUGAGCUCAUGGGCACAAUUGGACAGGGUCAGAGUGGUGUAAUACGGCUCAGUGAAACGCUGAAUUUUCGCUGCAAUGUUAAAGCGAGUCCGCCUGCAAACGAACAGCGCGUGAAAUCAGCCCGAACCACGGGAGGAUCACGUUCCGCAGAUGAGGUUACAAACCCUAGGCAAAAGGCGCACAGCAAUCCACCGUGUAAUUCAGAAGAAGCAAUGGAGGACGUGCACAAGAAAUCCAUAUUUGCUUCGAGCAUACUAAAAAAUGUAAUUUCGAAGAAAAUGCAGUUCGAGCAGGAGCGCAAGAUGGAGCGGGGAGAGAUCAUCGAGCCGGGCAGUCACGAGCAUGAAGCGCACCGAGACAAAACUGCGCUCACAGGACUUCACAGACAAAGCUCCAAACUCUCUGAGACAGGAUCCGACUUCAGUAUCGUUUGCCUGGAUGAACUUGGAGACUUCGUGGACAGCGGGUCCAGCGACGCCAAGGACAACGAACGCCUCGAAGAACAUAUCGCUCUCGCAUCAGAAACCAAUUUAGAGUCGCAAAACUGCGCGGCAUUCGACGCUAUAAAAGGAGCUUCGGACGCGUCCAGAGGCGCACUGAUUCGGAGCCAAAAUAGCGCUUUUAGAAGCUGGAGGGACGAAGAGCUAGAGGCUCAAACUGAGCGCAAAAGCAAGCAAACAGACUCGACGAACAGCAAGCUUACAAAAAUGUCGCGCUUAUUUGUGCCAAGCAUCCAACUCGUGUCCGCUGAGAGGGAGCUCGAGAAGACUAAGCCGAUUGCGAAUAAUAACCGUGAAGUGAGAAGUAUGAAUACUCUGUAUGUAUCAGGCGUCGCACAAAAACCAGGAACGUCGAAGUCGCCGGAAAUUAAAAUAAGUUUACGGAGCCUAAGAGACGACCGGAGCGACCCGUUCAGCAUCGCUAAACUCCUUGCUCCCAGUACAGGCUGCAGUUCAGGCGGGUUGACAAAAACAAACGAUGAGCCCAAAUAUCAAGCGCUCGCUGCUGCAGUGAAGAGUGACUCGUCUGAUAGAAUCCCACACUUCACAGUUAGAGACGUUCGAGACAAGACAAAGUUGCAAGCGCCAAUACACCAAGUUAGAGACGUGCGCAAGCUGGUUAAGAGCUCGUAUCACUUUGUAUCUAUGGACAACAACAGCGCGGACAUGGAGCACAAAACCUCCUCACAGAAGGGAUAUCAGAAUCCGACAAGUCUUCCCCCUAUCGUGAUUAAGUGUCAUUCAGUGAAUACAAAUAGCAUUGCAAAGGAAUCAGAAAGAAUCUCAGAUUCCUCGAAUCAUAAACUGGUUGAUGAUAUCCAAGAGGCUGAAGGGACACAUUCUCAGGAGUCUGUAGAUGGUAUCACAACGGGGUCUGAACAAACAGGUAACCCAACUGAUCAAGUGCAGUUAACAAACAUAAAGCAGGAGGGAAUCCCUGAAUUAAGAACUGAGACAAAAAACAGCACAAGGAGGCAAGAGACAAUGUGUGACACAGGUGAGAAAAAGGCUGAUCCCAAGAUAAUUGCUCUGGAGAAGCUUCAGGCUGCUGUUAAGACAAUGGAACAGCUUUAUGUAUUUGACAAAAAUGAGUGGAAGAGAAAAUCUAAGCCACAACCAAUAACUGACAGCCAUGUGCUUUCAUUCCUGAGUACUGAGCAUCACGGAUGUAAUGAGCAAGACCAGGGGAACACUAGUUCUUUAUCUGUCACAAUGAGGGAAGACUCAGUCUCAAACCCAGAUAAACUGGUAACAGCUGGACAGCAAUCAACACGAAAAGAAGAAAAGGAACCGUUUAAAAUUUCACAGACACCCGUUAUCAAUGACAAACAAAAGGACACCAAAACUCUGAUGCACCUUGAUGGAACUCCUAAUAAGAACAUUUCUAGCCUAAGCCACAGUCAGAAAUCUUUUGUCCCUGUCACAACAAGUUCAGUAAAAGCCCCACAGGUGCAUGGCUCAUCUGCAGCAUCUAUUAGUUCUAUAGCUGUGAAGAACCUUAAGUCACCAAAGCAACCAGUGUCUUUAAAUAUUAGCCAGUCACAGCCUGUCACAGAGAAGAGAGAAAAACUAAGUAGCAAUGCAAGCAAAUCCAAUAAGGCAGGAUUUGUGCCAGUUCAGUUCAGGUCUUCAGUUGAUUCUGAGAAUUACAUAACUAUACCUGUAAAACCGUAUGCUACCAAUGCCCAACAGUCUCACAGGGAACACAGUAGCAACACCAAAAGCCAAGGAGACAGUUAUCAGCCCCACAAACACUCAAGUACCGUUAUGGAGACACGUUCCCCAGAUACCCCUACUGCUACGAUCUACCAUCACCCUCUGCCCAUUACGAUGCACGCAGCACAGCCACAGGUAAUUUGUUUUUCUCCUACAGUGCAGCCAUCUCCCGUGCCCACAGACCACUUUCAGUCUACACAGAAAAAAAUGCUCCUAGAUCCCACUACUGGAAACUACUAUUUGGUUGACACUCCUGUCCAACCAGCCACAAGACGACUUUAUGACCCAGAAACAGGGCAGUAUGUUGAUGUCCCAAUGCCACAACCUCCUCCCAUGACCCCUGUACCUGUGCCUGUUUCCCCACUUGCCCUUAGCCCUGGAGGUUAUGGUCAUACCUACAUGUUCUACCCAGGAUACAUGGCCUCCACUGUGAUUCCUGCCCGGACCAUUCAGCCUCAGCUUUCUGUACAAUCAGAGGAGGAAGCAGGAGACAAAUCCCAUGCAGGGCAGCAGGGAGAUGAGGCAUACAUGGAAAGUCCUUAUUAUAUGCCUUCUGGGAAAUCUCUGCAGUUAACUCCAGGUGCUCAUCAUGUACCCACUGGCAGGGUGGCCACCAGCAAGAUACCUGUCAUUAGCAUCACCUCCCAGCAGGGGCCCAGGAUCAUCGCACCUCCCUCCUUUGAUGGAACCACCAUGAGUUUUGUGGUGGAGCACAGAUGACUGCCUGAAUGCUUACAACACAGGAGCUGCCUAUAAUACAUCCAGUCAGCACUUCCAAGAUCUGAUGUCUCUAUUUUAUUUUAUUGUUUGUCUAUAGCUUCCUUUAACAGGAAGACCCCUACCACUAUCUUUCACCACUUGCUUCAUCAUGUAAUGUAAUUCUUUUUUCCUCUCCUGUUUGCAGUGCAACAAUGCAAUGUCCUUUUCUCUGUAUAGCUCUUUUGCACCUUUGAGAAACCUGUUAAAUAUGCUUAUGUAAAUGAGAGUGAUGGUUUAAUGCUAUAUCAUCUCAGGCUAAAGCAAAACUAAUGAAUUGGGUCACAUAAUAAAUAUUGUCAAGUCAUAAGGAUUACGGCAUCACAUAGAAAGGCCUUUCUUCUUUAUGACCAAUUUAAUAUAAACUAGUCUAAUAUAAAAACUUUUCCCUGUUUAAGAGUAAUUCAUAAAGCAUAACAGUGCUUCAAUAAAAAGAACCACAAAAAAUCGUAAUUGCUUACUGCGGGUAAUUAAUGGUAAGAAUCAAGUACGUAUGUGGGAUAUGUAAAAGGACAAUAUGAGGUUUUGAACUGUGUCAUUUGUAGUAGUUUUAUAAAUGAGUUGUAGUUUUGAAGUAAUAAUCAUUAGAUCAUUACUUCAAGCAAGAUGCUGUUACAAAUUUUUGAAUAGUUAAAUAAUUAAUCGUAACUGGCUGAUGUGCAGGUCUUCCUGAUAAAUCCAUGAAUGAAAAAAAUAUUGCACAUGUCACAUAAAAUGUAAUAAGAAUAUUUAAAUGAACAGUCAUUAAUUACAUACCUUGUGAAAACAAAAAGGUAAAUGCUGACAAUUCGUAUGUUUUCUUUAAUAUGUUUCUUUGGAUGUGUUUAUAAUGAAUUUUUUUUUUUUUUGGCUGUGAUUCGAUGCAGGCACAAGCCCACAGAAUGAGCCCCAAUACUCAGUAUAACCGAUUAUAAACAAAUGUAAGUGUAAUAUUGCUUUUAUAACAGCUCUAUAAACAAGAAAUUAAUAUUGAGUAUUAGUGACAUAAAGAUUUCGUACACAAUAUUGACCAAAUGGUGAUUUUCGCCCCUUAACAGAAAGCGAUCCUGAAGAAGCCACACUAACUCUAUAGCGCACCAGGCACCAUCUUCCUUUCUUUAUAAUGGUUGUCAUAUUUGAAAGUUAUAUUUCUGAAAAGCACUUAUGUCAUGUCUGUUGACGAUUGUUACCAGUGCUGUUGUAGUUGGUGUUGGAAUUUUACAUGGCAAACAUAAGCAGGCAGAAAGAUACACACAGUGAAAAAAAAUAAAGGCACUUGGUCUUGGAACACAGUUCGACCAAUCAAAUUAGUGGACUGAAACUAAGUGUUGUAUAAACAUGUUUAUAUUAUAUGUUAUGUGAUUAGAUUGUUAUUAUUACUGGGGUCAUGAGCUGGCAGCUCACAGCUCACAGUAUUGUGAACACGUUGACUGGAAAAACAAUGGAAGGAAAAUAAUUGCCCCUUAUAUCUCAUAUUCUUUGACUUAAACUGUUUUAUGGCUUGGCUUUUAUUCCUCUUUUCUAAGUGGUGCUUUUAGUGAGUUUUUAGUAAGUUUUUAGUGACCUUUGGAUUACAGUACCAUGUGGCACUGUAUGUUAUGUUGUGUUCUGGUGCUCAGUGUACUGCGAGCUCCAUCACAAAACACAUACAGAGGUUUGUGUUGAUUUAUAUGGUGGAGAAUGAGAUGUUUUAGGGGACAUCCCUCCUCUAUAGAUCUUAAUCACUGUGCCAAUGCAAUUAAGUGGUUUGUGUAAGUGUAGGUAAUUAUGUGAACUUGAGCAUUUUAGCCUCAGCCUCUCUGGAAAGGGUGAUAAAAGCACAACAAUAAAAUAGGUUUUAAUGAGGAAAUGAGACAUAGGGUAGUUUAUUGUUUAUUAUCUAACCUGCUAAAUGCCAGAAUUCACAGGGAGAUAUGUACGGUUUUCUCUCGACUACAUUUUUGUUAGUAUUUUAAAUAUUUGAAAAUUGAAUUUUGUUUUUCAACUGACCCUAUUAGAAAUAGACAAAUACAGAAAUCAGCAACAUUAGCAAAUACACUGAAUGGCACUUUAUUAGGAGCACCUGUACACCUGCACAUUCAUGCAAAUAUCCAUUCAGCUAAAUAUGUAGCAGCAGCCCAAUGCAUAAAACCAUACAGAUACAGGUCAAGAGACUCAGUCAAUGUUCACAUCAAACAACAUAAUGAGGAAAAAAUCAUAUUGAGCUCAGUAACUUGUGAGUGACUGUGGCAUAGUUAUUCUUACCAAAUGGGCUGGUUCGAGCUCCUCUGGCACCAAAAACCUAGCCAUGACGUUAUUGAGAUCACAUUCCUCUCAUUCUGAUGUUUAUUGAGAACAUUAACUGAAACUCUUCAACCCUACCAUGAUUUUAUGCACUGUGAUUAAUAUUAAGAGGUACAGUUUAAUAUUCAUAUAUUCAUACAUAAAAAGUGUACUGACCCAAAAAUCCCAACUGUUAGUGAGGCUACUUUUAGUAAUAUAAUAUAGAUUAAAUUAUCAGGUAACAAAAUUCCAAUUUAGAAUUUGUAUUUAUUAAAUACUUGGGCCAUCUGCUUUCCUGUGAUGCUGUAGUAAAUUUAUAACUAGUUUAUUCACAUAUUAUUACACAAAGUUCUUUAAAAUCUGCACGGAGCUGCUGGUCAGUCCGCUGUGUUGUAAUAACGUUUGUUUGAAAUAUCUCUGAAUAUUUGGAUUUAGUUUAUAAUUUAGCUUUUAUUUUAGUUUCAAUUUAGUAAUAGCCUUAAAGUAGCACGUAGAAUAGAUUUUUUAAAUGACGCACCUGCUGCUAAUUCAGUACACCACUAUCCAAUAGGGAGUUUUUCAUCAAUAGUUAGAGCCACAAUUUCUUUUCAAGUGAACGUUAGACUGAAUGUGAAGUUAUGUUGAGAGGGUAAGAGGAAUCGUGUUAGGUGGGGAAACAGAUAAAUAGAUUAAUGAAUAAUGUAAUCAGAAGGCAAUAAUGAAUGUGUUACAAGUGAAAUGAAAGCAAAAGGAGGGAAGCUCCAAGAAAAGUCUAUAUUGUUGCAAAAAUAUUAAAUUGUCCUUGGAGUAUUUGCUUGUUUUUAAGAACAUACUGUAAAUUGUUCAAUAAAAUAAUGCAAUUUUCCAAAAUUUGUCUCAGUCAAUAAAUUAAUUACAAUUUAUUUUGCACAUUAAUUAAGUGAUUCUGCAACUACAAAAAAAUUGUAAUGAACUACACUCUAUAGCCAAACGUAUGUGGACGGUUGACAGUGGACCAUCAUUCCCAUCUGUGCCUGCUAAACAGCUUUCAUCUAGAUGUUGGAGCAUAGCUGUGGGGAUUUCCAAUUCAGGAAUAUUGCAGCAAUAUAUUCUACAAGAGCAAUAUUAAGAUUAGUCACUUUUGAAGAGAUGAUGACUUUUUUUAGAUGACUUUUCAUCCCAAAGAUGUUCAGUGAGGAUGAGGUCGGGGCUCUGUGCAGGACACACAAACUUUGGUAAACCAUUUUAUCAUUGGGAUCUUUGUGCAUUUCCAGUGAAGGGAACUUGUAAGAAGAGCCUACAAAUAUGUUCUAGACAAUUGUGUGCUUACAACUUAAUGGCACAUGUUAGGGAAGGCGUUCGCAUACUAUUGGCCAUACAGUGUAUUUUACACCUUCCCAAGAAUGUAUGACCUUA